AUGGGCGCCUCGUCGUCAAAAGCUGCAGUUCGCGGAGCCGCUCGCAAAUAUCCCACCAGAGCUCCCGGAGCUGUGCCUCAAGCUACCACAACGAGGGCCAGACCUCAGCAGCCUGCGUCUCGUGGCGAUGGAUCCAAAGAUGAUGCUGUUCGCGCCGACGCCAUGGAUCCCGAUUUCGCCCCCGCUGACUUCUCUCGACGCCUCCAUCAGAUGGGCAUUGUACAACCAAAUCCCACACUUUCCCACUCUUCCACAGCGUCUCCCAAUCUCUCGCCCGAGUCAUUGGACGUGCCUCCCGGUCCGCUCUUCCCGCCGGCCAGGCGAAACACCACGUUGUCUGUGCUCGAAGCACGGCGCCGCCUGGAGCAAAUAGCUUCCGAGGACCUUGAGAUCAUGGGCCGUGACGGAGGCCGGCGCCGCCAGGCUGACAUGAGGACCAUCAUUGACGCAGUUCAACUAUUGAACAAUGGGAUUUCCGUUGUCGAUGUCGAGAAGAGGCUGAGGCUCACCCCUGGAUUAUUGAGCAAGCUUGGACCUGCCGGUGUCCUGACACACAUUCCCGCAAAUUAA
Molecule: messenger RNA, 570 nt
Organism: Trichoderma virens Gv29-8
Lineage: Eukaryota; Fungi; Ascomycota; Sordariomycetes; Hypocreales; Hypocreaceae
Exons: 2
Coding region: 1-570 (189 amino acids)
Source: RefSeq, a predicted model, not a curated record